Molecule: messenger RNA, 2586 nt
Organism: Saxophila tyrrhenica
Lineage: Eukaryota; Fungi; Ascomycota; Dothideomycetes; Mycosphaerellales; Extremaceae
Exons: 3
Coding region: 1-2586 (861 amino acids)
Source: RefSeq, a predicted model, not a curated record
AUGGACGAGUCCUGGCUAUACGCCAUCGCCAUCGUCGUCUGGUACGUCCUCGGCCCCAUCUUUCGAGGCCAUUCUUUCCUACUACUAUGCGUUCCGGCCCCUGCACUACACAUCAUCGUCACUUUGUGCAAUAGUACAACAUCCCUGAGCGAGCUGGACUCCUUCGCUUCGCAUCUGGCAAGCCAAUUCGCCUCCCGUUUGUACCGUCCACUGCUGGAUCCUUUCUCGCACAUCGGACUGUGCCUAUUAUUGUUGAAAUGGGCAGACCCGACCGUUCGUUCUGAGGCGUGCAAUAAAAAGAUGAACCGGUUGAUUGUUCUCUUCCUCACGUUCCCAGUCAUCACCGCUGUACGCUUCUCGUGCAUGAUUUGGGCUUUCAUCCAACGAGAGUCCGGUCACACCCAUGACCCCCAGGCUGUUCUUUUGAAUUUGAUAUUCUGGCUAAUGGUCUCGCUAAUCUUUGCAGAAGUUUGGUCCUUCCUUGUGACGGUUGCACCUGAAGUGUCGCAGGCCGCGACGGCACCGACACCAGCUCAGACUUCUACGCCAGCUCCUGUGCAAGCUCCUGCUUCUACAGCAACCGCACCACCUGCGCCCACUGUAGCAUCUACAACAACUGCUGCUUCUACAUCAACCACAGUACCCACAUCAUCUGUGACUACACCACCUGCAGCACAGCAGCGGAUUCCACAGUCCGCAACAGCUCGAUCGCCUGUCCAGACUGCGGUUCCUGCGCCAGCAGCUGCGGCACCCGAACGACCUGCGGCCAGCCGACCGAAGCAUCAGGCGUACUGUGAAUCCGUUUCAGAUGAAUGUGACGACCCAGCCGGCCCCGAACGCAAUACGCAUCACGAGGACCAGGGCACCUGUUCCAGGAGAGCUGCUAUUGUCCAGCUCAUACGGCGCGUUGUGGCCCAGGGUGGCAACAGCCGUGCGCAGAUAAUCGCCUUUUGCGAGCGUAAAGGAGUGGACCCCAAGGAGGUUUUCGAGCCGGCGGCAUCUGCGCCUGCUCAGGCGGUGGAGGCUCGACAGACUGCGAGCAGUGGGCCGGAAGGCCAUAUGUCCGGGCAGCCUGGGACAGAGGAAAUUACGAUCGCUUCUGCCAAAGCUCCUGCCAGCCCAGAGAUCAGGAAAGCGAAGCUUGAAGCUCUUAUAGAGCCGCUUCCUGCAACCUCAUGCGCUCCACUCUCCGCGGCUGAGCGAAAUCCGGUACAGACUGUGUCACCACCAACAGCACGCCCGGCUAGUUUCGACGAGUUGUACGACACAACCCCCCCGCGAACCCCGCCCCCUCCGACAACUGACCGCAACGAGGUCGCGGUGGCAGGAGCUGGACAAUUUGAUCAGCCGCAAGGACCUUUGACACCACCGUCUUCUGACGAAGAGGAUGCAGACAAGUCAUUCCCCGGACCACCUCUUCAACCUGCAUCGCGGGAACACGACGCCGUGAGUACAAUGACCAUUCUCCAGCAGCGAACUGGCUCUCAACAGAACCCGACACCGCCUGACUCCGACCAUGGCAGCGAGAACGAGCUGAAUGCACAGAUUUGCCGAACCACAACGCAGGCAGCACGGCCCGCUCUGAAGAAGCCAAUGCCAGCGCAGGAGUGGCUGGCGCCGAUCAGCCCACUCUGCCCACAGGAGCUCGCACAGGGCGAUCCGAUCAUUUGGCAGAAUCGAAACGAAGUCAUCCGUCGAGCAGAGGAGCUUCUGACGGCUGUUGGAGACGCGGCAAACGGAAGGCCCAUUGCCAUGGACCUUUACGAGCCGGUCGUCCAGAGGGUGGAGGAAUUUGGUGAUGUCAGCCCAUCCACCCCCUCCGCCCGCCCAAGUGGAUCCGAGCCAGACAUCGGUACUACGCAAGCUCACGCAACGAAAGGCUUGCCCAAAUCAUCCACUCGGAAAGAAGUUGGAGGAAAUCAUCAGGAGAAGUGUGACCGGGAUGAAGAGGAUGCACAGCAUGCACAGGCCCCGGUGGACCGACUUACGAAGCUGGAGCUUGAUCUCGAAUUCUGUGUCCAACGACUCCGCAUCAGUCGAGAGGAACAGCCAGCAGACCAAUCGUACUGCAAGGAGGUCUAUGAAACAUUCCACCAGGCCGUGUAUACUGGGGUGAGGGCUGAGCUGAAGCAUAAAGUGCUCCGCGAAGCAAAGUUGGGCCAAGCUUUCGAAGAACGGCGCUGGCAAGCAUUCAGGGACUGUUACAUGUUGCUAAGAGCCAUUGAGCUUGCAGCAGAAGGAAGACUCCAUGAGUCUGAUGGCUUUUUGGAGAACGUUCUACUAAGCUAUCCCCAAAAACAGAGUAGCGCUGACCAGGAGGUGCCAGAUCGUAUCCCCUCCGAAGGUCAAAGCAACGCUGAAGCCGCCCCCAACGGAAUCGGAGUCAACGAGCAGAGCAUCGCCCAAUCUACGGCCAACCAACCCAACCCUCCUGAUGAGCGACAUGCUGAGCAAGUUCGGAGCUCAAGACCUUCGACGGCCUCACGUCGUCCUUUCCCUUCUGUGAAUCGUUCUGGCACUGCUCCCCAAAACCUCCACGCCACUCCUCGACACACCGAUGCCUCUGCCUACCUAUGUCCGAAUUAG